Molecule: messenger RNA, 2791 nt
Organism: Owenia fusiformis
Lineage: Eukaryota; Metazoa; Annelida; Polychaeta; Sabellida; Oweniidae
Source: the annotation of a GenBank genome assembly
UUGAAUUUGAAUCUACCGGAUUCUCUCUUCUGCCAAAAUAGACACGUGACUCGAAAUAAUCAACAUCCGGUUUAGUAGGCACACAUGUUUUUCAAGAUUUGUUGAAGAAUAAGCCAUAUAGCAAAUACAUCUUCAAUAGAUAUGGCUUUAUUCAAUGUUAAGAGGUAUGAAUUUGAUGGAGAUGAUCUGUCACAUCCUAAACCAAACCCAACACCUUUGGAUAUCAUACAACAAUUGAAUUUAGUCGCCAAGAGGAAAAGUUUGGAAAGAGUGAAAGAUAUUAAAACAGACAACAAAAAAUACAAUAAGAAUGAACAGUCUGAGGAAGGUCAACAUGACAUUGAAGAAACUCACGAUUUUGAUGAACCUUCUUCUGUUGAAUCAUCUGCUAAAAAGAGGAGAAAACAUAAGCACAAGCAAACAAAUGAUAUAUUGGAUGCUAAUGAGGCUUCAGUUAAUGAUGAAAAAGAAGAAAUAUCCGAUGUAUUACCUAAAAAGCUUAAAAAGGCAAAAGACAGAAAAGAAUCUGUUGGUGAUGAUGAUAAUAUGACUGAUGUAUCUAAACCUGUGAAUGUUAAAAAUAAAAUUGAACCAAACAGAGCUGAAGACAUUCAAAAAUCAUUGGAAAAUAAUACUCCAGAUAAUUUUGUUGAAAAUAUACAAAAAUCAAAAAAGAAAAAGAAGUCUAAAAAAUUAAGCAAAGAAACAAAAACGAUACAAGAUAAUUUGGUUAAUGAUUUUUCUGAAACAAGCCUGUCAGAAAAAGAUUCUGAGUUAGACAGCGGUUCUUUAAAAACGGAUAAAGACAUUUUAGAUAUACCUAAAAAAACUAACAUUACAAAUAUGGAUAUUGACAGUAUUGAUACAGCUACAGGUGAUACUGAACAUGAGGAACAUGAAAAAGCUGUCACUGAAGCAGAGAUCGAUGAGGCUGUUAAUAAUGAGUCAUUUCCAGUUAUUGGUGAAUUCAAAAGAAAAAAAAUUCAAAAGGUUGAUCGUCACUUACCUGAUUGGCUGUCACAACCCUCAGUUGUCAAUGCCGACCUGGCUACUAAGGGAGACUUAUCUUUGAUCAAGGGACUUGAUGAGGAUAUCAGGCAGAAACUAAAGGAGAAUGGAAUUUCUUACUUCUUCCCAGUACAAGCACAGAUCAUCCCUGUUCUGUUAGGCCAAGCUGCUGGAGGUUUCAUGCUAGGGAAUGCUGGGUACAGACCUCCUGAUAUAUGCUGCUCAGCUCCUACUGGAAGUGGGAAAACACUAGCAUUUGUAUUACCCAUAGUGCAGUCCUUAAAAGCCCGUGUGGUGUGCCGUGUCCGUGCAUUGAUUGUUCUGCCAGUACAAGACCUGGCAAAGCAGGUUUACAAAGUCUUCCUACAGUAUACCCUAAAUACAAAGCUAAAGGUAUCAUUGAUGACUGGUCAGAAGCAGUUCCAUCAAGAACAGAACCAGCUGGUUAAUACAAGGAGAGAUGGUGUAACUGAGAGUCUAGUUGACAUUAUAGUGGCAACACCUGGUCGUCUUGUGGACCACAUUAACAACACUAAAGGCUUUGAACUGCAGCAUCUAAGGUUUUUGGUGAUAGACGAGGCAGACAGAGUUACAGAGAUGAUUAAACAAGACUGGCUGAGUCAGGUGGAGAAUGCCGCCAAUACAUCAAUUGUGAAGCCUCUAACGGCUGCCUCAGCUUAUCAUACACAUAUACCUUUUCAGAAGCUGUUGUUCUCAGCGACAUUGUCUCAGAACCCAGAGAAACUGGAACAAUUGAAACUGUUUCAACCCAAGUUGUUCACCAGUACAUCAAGGGGAAGACCAGUAAAGAAACAUGCAGCCACUCAGCUGGAGAAUAAGUCGCAUGAUGAACAGGAAGCUGACUCAAUUACUACUGGGGAAUUUGCUGGGAAAUAUACAACUCCAGCAGGUCUUAAGGAGUAUUUUAUCCAGAUCUCCCCCAGUGAGAAGCCUCUAGCCCUGAUGCACUAUCUCUAUGAACUACACUUGAAACGUGUGCUGUGCUUCACUAACACUGUGGAUUCAACUAAUAGGCUAUACCACCUGUUGCAGACAGUGGGAGGGUUGGAAGUGAGGGAGUUCUCAAGCAAGCUGAAUGCCCAUAUGAGAGAAAGAUUACUAAAGCAGUUCAGUUUAGGCAAAAUAGAUAUAUUGAUUUGUUCCGAUGCUAUGGCCCGAGGGAUGGAUAUAGAGGGAGUACAGUAUGUGAUAUCCUAUGAUUAUACACCCUACAUAAAGACAUAUAUACACCGUGUGGGACGUACAGCUAGGGCAGGAAAGCCUGGCACUGCCUUCACAUUUCUAGAGAAGAAAGAGAUCUUCCACUUCAAGAAGAUGAUUCAGGAGGCUGGUAAGCCAGGAGUGGAGGAGGUGAAGAUGCCAAACUCCAAGUUGAAGCCCUGGGUAGCAACCAUGCAGGAAGCACUCAAGAAGCUGCCAGACCUGCUUAAGGCGGAGAAAAGAAAAAGAUGACUUUACUAAAAUACAACAAGGAUGAUGUAAUACAAAUAGACUAAACCAGUAGAUUAUGGAUACUGGUAUAUUUGUAGAAGCUUGAUUUUAAAAGCAGAUAUAUAUUGACUGUUUUCUUAAUCCAAUCUUCAAGACUGACUGACCUAUCUGAAGUCUACUUGAGUCUUAAAGCUUCGCGAAUGCAACUUUCGUCUGUCGGCUACAGGAUUAACCUAACUGUUUUAUGGGCAACUCAUUUAAAUAUGAAUAGUACCUGCCACUAUUCCAUUCAUAUAAAAACAUGAAAAACGAGUUGGACGGUCGAAAGUGG